Messenger RNA from Zasmidium cellare ATCC 36951, 1203 nucleotides. RefSeq lists its product as uncharacterized. Gene Ontology annotation, molecular function: FMN binding; oxidoreductase activity. Lineage: Eukaryota; Fungi; Ascomycota; Dothideomycetes; Mycosphaerellales; Mycosphaerellaceae. Bases 1 to 1203 code for a protein of 400 amino acids. The transcript is spliced from 3 exons. The record is from RefSeq and is a predicted model, not a curated record.
AUGGCGACUUCAAACGAGCAUGACCUCAAAUGCCUGACGAUAGAAGAGCUCGAACGCCAUGCUCACGACCUCAUGGACAAGCAGACCAGGGACUACUACAACGAAGGGGCCGAUUCAGGAUCAACACUGAGAGAAAAUAUGACGGCCUACGAAAAAUACCGAAUACGACCGCGAGUGCUGCGAGAUGUCUCAGCAGUCGACACCACUGUCAACAUCUUCGGCCACAAAAACAGUGUUCCACUCGGCGUAGCUCCCACUGCGAUGCAAUGCCUUGCUCAUUCCGAUGGAGAGAUUGGUACCGCCAACGCCUGUAAGAAAGCUGGCAUUGUGAUGGGUCUGUCGAGCUUUGCGACGAAGUCGCUGGAAGAUGUUGCGGACGCCAGUGAGGAGAACCCCAAUGUACUGCAAUUGUAUCUUUUCGAGGACAAGGAGCAUAGCCGGAAGUUGAUUCAACGUGCUAAGAAGGCUGGGUUCAAGGCUGUCUUCUUGACUGUUGAUACACCGUUUCUUGGAAGAAGGAAUCUGGAGAUCCGAAAUCAGUUCAAGCUCCCGCCUCAUUUCAAAGUGGCAAACUUCGCCGAUGAAAACACCGGUCCCUCAGAAGACAGCAACGGCAGACCGCCCCUGAAACGACGGUCCAGCCAAGCAGGCUAUCACGAUGGCGAGAAAUGGGUGUCACCAACCGGACCCGUAACUUUCCACAGCCAUGCCGCCAAUCCAACCCUCACCUGGGAGAAAGAUAUCGACUGGCUCAAGUCAGAAUGUCAGCCCGAAAUGCAGGUCUGGGUGAAAGGCAUCGCAACCGGAGACGAUGCAAUCCUGGCUUUACAUCAUGGUGUCGAUGGUAUCGUGGUUUCGAAUCAUGGAGGAAGGCAACUCAAUGGCGCGCUCGCGACGCUUGAUGCUUUACCCGAGAUAGUGGCGGCUGUCGGCGGCAAGAUUCCCAUCCACGUCGACGGUGGCAUUAGACACGGCACCGACGUCUUCAAGGCACUGGCUCUCGGCGCAGACUUCGUCUGGAUCGGCAGGCCUGUGUUGUGGGGCCUCGCGUACAAAGGUCAGACGGGUGUGGAACUGGCAUUGAAACUGAUCAGCGACGAGAUCAGGCUUUGCAUGGCUCUGGCAGGAACGGUGAAAGUGUCAGACAUCACCAAGGAGUAUCUUGUCAAGAUUGAUAAGAGUGGAUUUGUUUCUCGACUCUGA